AUGACGGUGAUGUGUCAAGGUGUCAAAACAGAAAAAGUGCAAUCGUCGUUCCCGAAUUUUGUCGUUCUAAUCAGGAAGAAAAUUUUGCACACACGUAAUAAUGCUAAAUUAAUUGGUAAAACUAUCCAACAAGUGCUGGGAAAUAUACUGAAUAUUGAAGAGCGAUGUCAAGUGCACGGGAACUGUUUAGUUUACCGGCCGGUCCGGCCGAUUUGUGCUUCGACAAGAACGAGUUUAUGAAGAAAACCUUUUCCGUGGACGAGUUCCUGCACGAAAACCGUAACGCCGGUAGUUUGGAGAUCAUCCGCGAUGAUUUGGGAGUGUAUCUGAAGGUGCUGCGAUCGGCAAUGAUCGAGCUGAUCAACCAGGAUUAUGCGGACUUUGUAAAUCUAUCGGCGAAUCUGAUCGGGCUGGAUCAGCAGAUAAGCGGAAUCGGGAGCCCGUUGGAAAAACUCCGGGAUGAGAUAAUGGCGGUGAAGGAAGCCCUGGAGGGAACGAUGCGGGACAUAUCGGAUUGCUUGGAGCAGAAGAAGUCACUUCGAGGGCACAAGAAGAGCUUGCAAAGCUUGGGGAAGGUUCAAGGAGCUUUAGUCAAGCUGGAAAAUUUGCUGAAGCCGGGCGAAGGUGUAAAUCCGACAUUGCUAGAACGGGCUGCACUGGAAUCGAUUCAGCUGCAGUUUAACAUCAAGUUUUGUAGGGAGUUUUUAAAUGACGAGCAACAACGGCAUUCGGAACAAAUGAAACACAGUUUACUGGACCAGUUGAAGACGUAUUUCUUGAGAACCCUGGAACAGAAGAACGUGGACGGGCUGGAAAGGUGCUUGAGGAUUUACUGCACCUUGGAUGAAUGUCGAACGGCGGAAGAAGUUUUCAAAGGGGAAAUCGUUUCGCCCUACAUGAGUCGAGUUGUGUCCGAGAGUAGUCUGCAAAAUUCUCCCCAAGGAUUGACCGGGAUUUACAACCAAAUUCUGGAUUUUGUAUCGUUGCACAUGAAAAAUUUGCUGACGCUGACGAAGAAAAACGGCAAAGUGAAGGGAUACAACUUUAUUGUGAACAGCUUUUGGACCGAGGUGGAGCGGCGGAUGGAAACGAACAUGUCAUCGAUUUUCGCUCCGGGGAAUCCGGAAGCUUUCUAUCAGAAGUAUAAGUGUACUCUAGAAUUCCUGGAGCGGAUUGAGCAAAUCAUCGAGGAUCCGACGGAAAUAGUGGCGUUUAAAGCACAUUCCCAGUACAAAAGCUUUCAAGUCCGAUGGAACCUUCCGGUGUACUUCCAGAUCCGUUUCCAGGAGAUUGGCUCCAAUUUGGAGAAAGCUUGCAGUCGUGAUCUGGAGGCCACAAAGUUUGCCGAACAGCAGAUCAGCGCCAGCCAGUUUAAUCUUGUGCAAUUCUCCAUCGCUCUGACGUGCAUUUCCAACUGCUGGCAAGAGGGAAUCUAUCUGCCACAGUUGUUCCAUAGAUUCUUCAAAUUGACAUUGCAGUUACUGUCCCGAACUACCACCUGGGUAGACUCGGCCAUUGCCUUCAACUUCCCUGCUUCUACAGAUUCCCAAACGCCAUCCCUGAAACUCAAACUGCUGGCCACACUUUUCUCCGACAUAAGCAACCUCUCGAAGAAGAUCCCACAGAUUGUGACCCUAGUCCUGGAGAAAGCCCCCGUCAGUUUAGCCCUAACUCCUCCCCAGCUAGACGAAGCCUUCUUCGACAACCGAUCAACGCUGACCACCAAACUGAACCGCCUGCAAACCCUGAUCGUCCAGGAGCUGGUCCAAGCGAGUAUUCCGCACAUCAAACAGGUCAGCGACAUCCCGCGCCUCUACCGGAAGACGAACCGGGAUGUGCCGAGCCGCUGCUGUCAGUAUAUGGAACUGCUGGUGCAGCCGAGUCGGGAAUUUCGCGAGCGUUACCACGGCAUGGUCGGCGGCGACGAACGGCUGAAGGAGUUUCUUGCCAAUGUGUUCACCUUUCUGACGUUGAACUACUACCAAGCGGUGGAUGAAGUCCUGACCUCGGUCCAGAAAACGGAAGAAUCGCUUCGUCGGUUGAAAAACCUGCGCGAUCGGAACGCAAAUCCAACUACCGCUGCCGCCGCAACGUCGUCAAUGUCCACGAGCACAGACCGCACCACCAUGUCCGACGACGACAAAAUCCGCCUGCAGCUCCAGGUGGACGUCAUCCAUUACGUGCAGGAGAUCGAAAGCAUAGGGUUGGCCCGGGGAGAAAUCGAAAAACUAGACGAACUAACGCAACUGGUCGAAGAGGCCACCAAGAUUAGGAUAGGAUCGCGGAUGUAAAACCGGCGUGGCGUUGCGCGUAUUAAAGGAGGUUCUUUUGUCCGUUCUAGAGAUGAUGAUUUUAAUCGUUUUGUCAUCUUCAGUUUUGUUGUGUAAUUUUAACGAACAGAUUAAGUAUAGCAAAAUCCGAUCGCCAUCGAUUCGCAAAUCGAGUUAACUUAAUACGUUCUAAUAUAUACACAUACACACAAACUACAAUAUUUUAGGCAUUUGCGCAAGUUAUAAAUUAUUCUGGGAGAAGUUUGUCAACCAAAUACGAAAAGUGGCAUUAAAUACAAAAAUAUAAAACUUUCACAAUCA
Molecule: messenger RNA, 2591 nt
Organism: Aedes albopictus (Asian tiger mosquito)
Lineage: Eukaryota; Metazoa; Arthropoda; Insecta; Diptera; Culicidae
Gene: Cog2
Product: conserved oligomeric Golgi complex subunit 2
Exons: 4
Coding region: 165-2291 (708 amino acids)
Biological process (GO): protein transport; intra-Golgi vesicle-mediated transport; Golgi organization
Cellular component (GO): COG complex; membrane
Source: RefSeq, a predicted model, not a curated record